This is a messenger RNA of Carassius gibelio (silver crucian carp), 4329 nucleotides long. Its product is annotated as glutamate receptor ionotropic, kainate 1-like. Gene Ontology annotation, biological process: monoatomic ion transport; synaptic transmission, glutamatergic; modulation of chemical synaptic transmission. Gene Ontology annotation, cellular component: postsynaptic membrane; presynaptic membrane; plasma membrane. Bases 411 to 3104 code for a protein of 897 amino acids. The record is from RefSeq and is a predicted model, not a curated record. The transcript is spliced from 16 exons. Gene Ontology annotation, molecular function: transmitter-gated monoatomic ion channel activity involved in regulation of postsynaptic membrane potential; kainate selective glutamate receptor activity. NCBI's taxonomy places the organism in Eukaryota, Metazoa, Chordata, Actinopteri, Cypriniformes, Cyprinidae.
UCCCGUUUGGUGAAAUGACAGACAGCGGGUGAGAGAUAAACGGGUGUUUAAUCCGCUGGCAGAUGUGCGUUUCCAUCAGAGCUCCGGCGCAAGAUUUAAUCAUUUCCUCGCUGUACCAAAGAGCAAAGACGUCGCCGAGGUCGACUGCUGCCAGAUUUGAAGUUAAUCUUCACAACGGAUCCAUGCUCGCGGAUCAGAAAGUCGCCGGUGCCCUCGAUUGAGCCCGUGCGCACGGACAGAGAGUCGUUCUCCGCGCGCGCGCUCGGUCCCUGAUCCGCGCCGGUGUGUCCUCCUGAACGCGCCUCGGGAGGGAUGCUCAUUCACGGUGACUUAUUCUGGAAAGUGAUGCCCAGUUAGUACCUACGGAUGUGAGGAUGGGUGACUCCCACCAGCACGAGUGAGUGGAAAAGAUGCUGCUCGGAUGGAAAUUAUCCCUGUGUGGAUACAAGCAGAAGCAGGAGAUGGAUGUUGAAUGUUCCUCCUGCAGGUGCAGCAUGCUGAAGGGGACAGGUGUGAGCUUCAUCCUGCUGUGUCUGAUGGCAGAGGUCAGUCUGAGCGCGCAGCAGGUCUUGAGGAUCGGUGGGAUUUUCGAGACACUUGAGAAUGAACCGAUUCGCGUGGAGGAACUUGCCUUCAAAUUUGCUGUAACCAACAUUAACAGAAACAGGACUUUAAUGCCCAACACCACCCUCACCUACGACAUCCAGAGAAUCAACCUGUUCGACAGCUUCGAGGCUUCCAGACGAGCCUGUGAUCAGCUGGCUCUCGGUGUGGCCGCCGUGUUCGGGCCGUCCCACAGUUCUUCAGUGAGUGCGGUCCAGUCCAUCUGUAACGCUCUGGAGGUCCCUCACAUCCAGACCCGCUGGAAACACCCGUCUGUUGACAACAAGGACAGUUUCUACAUCAACCUGUACCCAGACUACGCCUCCAUCAGCCGCGCCGUACUCGACAUCGUGCAGUUCUACAAGUGGAAAGCAGUGACGGUGGUGUACGAGGACGCAACAGGUUUAAUUCGUCUUCAGGAGUUGAUCAAGGCUCCGUCUCGCUACAGCAUCAAGAUCAAAAUCCGACAGUUACCGACGGGAAGUAAAGACGCUCGGCCGCUUCUCAAAGAGAUGAAGAAGGGGAAAGAGUUUUGUGUCAUCUUUGACUGCUCGUUCCAGACAGCAGCAGACGUCCUCAAACAGCUGUUGUCUAUGGGCAUGAUGACUGAAUACUACCAUUUCUUUUUUACCACGCUGGAUCUGUUUGCGCUGGACCUGGAGCCGUACCGAUACAGUGGCGUGAACAUGACGGGUUUCCGUCUGCUCAACAUCGACAACCCUCAUGUGGCGUCAGUGGUGGAGAAAUGGUCCAUGGAGCGACUGCAGGCUCCACCCAAACCUGAGACCGGCCUGCUGGACGGAAUGAUGACAACUGAAGCAGCUCUGAUGUAUGACGCCGUGUAUUUGGUCGCUGCCGCGUCCCAGCGAGCGUCUCAGAUCACCGUCAGCUCACUGCAGUGUCACCGACACAAACCCUGGCGCUUCGGCUCGCGAUUCAUCAGCAUGUUCAAAGAGGCUCAGUGGAACGGACUGACCGGACAGAUCAUCAUCAACAAGACGGACGGCCUGAGGAAAGACUUCGAUCUCGACAUCAUCAGUCUGAAAGAGGACGGGAUCGAAAAGCCGUUUAUGCAAAGUGGUCGCUUUAACAAAGUGUGGAAGAAGAUCGGUGUGUGGAACUCAAACACCGGACUCAACCUGACAGACAGCAACAAAGACAAAAACACCAACGUGACGGACUCCAUGGCCAACCGCACGCUCAUCGUCACCACAAUCCUGGAAAACCCAUAUGUGAUGUACAAGAAGUCCGAUAAGCCUCUGUAUGGGAACGACCGGUUUGAAGGCUACUGUUUGGAUCUCCUGAAGGAGCUGUCCAACAUCCUGGGCUUCUCCUAUGAAGUCAAACUGGUGUCCGAUGGGAAAUACGGAGCUCAGAAUGACAAAGGAGAGUGGAACGGCAUGGUGCGAGAGCUGAUCGAUCAUGUGGCAGAUUUGGCCGUGGCACCACUCACCAUUACUUACGUGCGAGAGAAAGUCAUCGAUUUUUCCAAGCCCUUCAUGACUCUGGGAAUCUCGAUCCUCUACCACAAACCCAAUGGCACCAAUCCAGGCGUCUUCUCCUUCCUGAACCCGCUCUCUCCGGACAUCUGGAUGUACGUGCUGCUGGCCUGCCUCGGGGUCAGCUGUGUGCUGUUCGUCAUUGCCAGGUUCACCCCGUAUGAAUGGUACAACCCUCAUCCCUGCAAUCCUGAUUCAGAUGUGGUUGAGAACAACUUCACCUUAAUCAACAGCGUUUGGUUUGGUGUUGGAGCACUUAUGCAGCAAGGAUCGGAGCUGAUGCCCAAGGCUUUGUCCACCAGGAUUGUUGGAGGUAUCUGGUGGUUCUUCACCCUCAUCAUCAUCUCGUCCUACACGGCUAACCUGGCCGCCUUCCUCACGGUGGAGCGAAUGGAUUCACCCAUAGACUCGGCCGAUGAUCUGGCCAAACAGACCAAGAUUGAGUACGGUGCUGUGAGGGACGGCUCCACUAUGACUUUCUUUAAGAAAUCAAAGAUCUCCACCUAUGAGAAGAUGUGGGCGUUCAUGAGCAGCCGGAAGAACACGGCGCUGGUGAAGAAUAACAGAGAGGGAAUCCAGCGCGUGAUGACCACAGAUUACGCUCUUCUGAUGGAGUCCACCAGCAUCGAGUACAUCAGCCAGAGAAACUGCAACCUCACGCAGAUCGGAGGACUCAUCGACUCCAAGGGCUACGGAGUCGGCACUCCUAUUGGUUCCCCGUAUCGUGACAAGGUGACCAUCGCCAUCCUGCAGUUACAGGAGGAGGGGAAGCUGCACAUGAUGAAGGAGAAGUGGUGGCGAGGAAACGGCUGUCCCGAGGAGGACAGUAAAGAGGCCAGCGCUCUGGGAGUGGAGAACAUCGGAGGAAUCUUCAUCGUGCUGGCGGCCGGACUCGUCCUGUCUGUGUUCGUGGCCAUCGGCGAGUUCAUCUAUAGAUCCAGGAAGAACCUGGACAUCGAGGAGGUGAGCGUGGGACAGUGUGAAUGGCACAAUAAAUACUGAUGGACACAGGACUUCAGAGGACGUCAGUUUUAUUAUGUACGUUUGCUCCUCGACUUUAUUAAAUCCAAACACACGCUGAUGAAACAUUACUUGUAUGAUGUCAGCUGUGUAAGAACUGACGGCGACUUUGGAUAAUGAGACACAUUUUUUUUUACAUUUUUCAUUUCCAGAUGGACAAACAAUAAGGCAUCUGUCAGUGAGAUAUGAAUUAAGACAGGAGUGUAAGUUUGCCGUUUAACUAUUACGCCGGUUACUGUAUUGUUGAGUAGUUCACUUCCACGUAGUUUGUUUAGAUUUAAAAGACCUGAACGUUUUAUUCUUUACAGACGUAUUCCUUCUUAAUCUAAUUUAUGAUAAGGCAUGUCUGGGAGUUUUACUAGGGGAUGUGUGUAAUUUUUUGUGUUAAAAUGCGUCAAUUAUACACGAUUCAUGGGUUGAGAGCGCAAACGACAUUAUUCUGUUUUAUUUUUUUCUUCUUCUUCUUUUACACAUUUUUGUUUGAAAUUAAUUACACAUUAAAAUUUAUUACAAUAAUGAGGAAGUCAAGUGUGGUUAAAAAAAAGGAUGCAUUUAUUUGGAAAAUUUCUAAAUGGGAUAGAAUUAUGUAUUUUUCAGUAAAACAAUUUUUUUACAGUAAAAUCUUAACGUAUAACAUAAAAAAAUUAAUUUGUAACUUUUAAGGAACAUUACUGUUUUAACAUGCAUGAAAUAUCAAAUAAUUCGUUGGGAAACCUGUUUGGGAACCAUUUGUUCAUUUCCAUUUGAAGGAGAAAUUACAUGCAGGCUCAUUUUGACUGUCUUAGCCUUUCUUUUAUGACAUGAUUUAUUUUAUUUAAUGACUGUUGGUAACAUUUGUCUGAAAGCCGUGUGUAAUUUACGAACCCUUUUUUAUGUCUAUAAUGCUGGCUUAACAUGCAGGACCAGCAUUACAUGAGUCCUAACCAAUCGUGAGGUGUUAAGUCAGUUUUAUGUUCUCAUUAAAAUUUAAAAUGCAGUGACAAAGUCAUAACUGAAGAGAGUAAAUGUGGUUUAAGAUGCAAUAUGGAGGAUACUGGGAAUGUGCAAAACAUAACUAAAUGUCACGGCUCUUAAAGGACAAAACCUCAGAGUAACAGACUUGUUGUCUACAGGUGCAAGACUUUGUCUUCAUGUUUUCAUCAUUUCUGCUUUUGUAUUGUAUGACAGUUAUGAAAAUGCAUAUAAAUAUUUUAUCACUUUGAAAUUA